AUGGCUGCAAAACUUGAUGGCGGAGCUUAUCUCACUUCCUUUGUUGAUGCCGUUUUAGACCAGUUGUCUUCAAUACUUGAAGAUGACUCUGUCCUUGAAGGAAACUACUCUGCCCAGGAGUUGCUUGGAAGGUUGGAGAAAAGUCUGUAUGAUGUUGGACCUGUUCUUGAUGAUGCUGAGCAAAAGCAGUUCACUGACAAGAGAGUCAAGAAGUGGCUUGUUGAUCUCCAAGAUGCUCUCUAUAUGGCCGAUGACUUGCUCGAUGAACUCUCCACUGAAGCCGCUAUCGCUGCCACUCAAAGGGGUCCAGGUAACUCUUCUUCCAAGUCUCGUGUUGUUGAUUCAUAUAUUGAAGAUACUGGUGGCAUGGGAAAAAUAGUUGGCACACUAGAAAUUCCAUCCACAUCUCUUGUUAGUUCCGACAUAUUUGGUCGGAACAAAGACAAGGAGGAGAUAAUCAAAUUGUUGUUAGAUGAUACUCAUCAUGCUGAAUCACUUGUUAUCCCAAUUUGGGGUAUGGGUGGAAUAGGAAAAACUACUCUGGCUCAACUGAGAGAUGAUUUUGAUUCACUUCAAACUCAUUUGAAAGAAAAGUUGACAGGAGAGACAUUCUUAGUUGUUUUAGAUGAUGUCUGGCAUGAUAAGAAAGACCAAAAAUGGGAGAGACUUCUACAACCUUUUAGGUAUGGAAAACAUGGAAGUAAAAUUCUUUUAACAUCCCGUAGUGAAAAGGUUGCUUCUAUGGUCGCGACUACCAAUCUACAUUACCAGCUGGGUUUGUUGUCCGAUGAAGAUUGUUGGUUGGUGUUUUCAAAACAUGCAAGUCUUUCAACUGUUUCUGUGGAGAAUUCAACCUUGGAAAAGAUCGGCAGAGAUAUUGUAAAGAAAUGUGAUGGAUUGCUCUUGGCAGCUCAAGCUCUCGGAAGCUUAUUGUGUGGAAAUUCUGAUGUCAAGUACUGGAAUCGUAUAUUGAAGAGCGAGAUCUGGGAAUUCUCCGAUGACGAGAUGAAUGUUAUUCCUGCAUUAAGAAUAAGUUAUUAUUAUCUGCCUCCGGCGAUAAAAAAGUGCUUUAUUUAUUGUUCAUUGUAUCCCAAGGAUUAUGAAUUUGAUAAAGAUGAAUUAGUCUUGUUAUGGAUGGCAGAAAAUUUUUUACAGCCAAUAGGUAAAAAGACUCUGGAAGAAGUUGGUGAUGAAUAUUUUGAUGAAUUAGUUACGAGAUCAUUUUUUCAUGCUCGUAAUACCGAUGAAAAGAUAUUUGUUAUGCAUGAUCUCGUGCACGAUAUGGCAAUGAUGUUUGCUGGAGAGUUCUAUUUCAGAGCUGAAGAGCUUCAGAAUGCUACUGAGAUUAAUAUUAAAACUCGUCAUUUGUCACAUAAUGUUAAAGGCAAUUAUCCAAUCUCAAAACUUUCGAGAGAAUGUGACCGAGCGGAACAUGCAAGGACAUUUCUUGAAAUCAAGUUGGUGCCAUGGAUCCCAUUUGACAUGGAAAACGCACCUUGUAUCUUGUUGUCAAAGUUGAAGUUCCUGAGAGCGUUGUCAUUCAAAUGCUUUCCUCUUGAGUCACUGCCAGAUUCAAUAGGCGAGUUGAUUCAUUUGCGUUACUUGAAUUUGUCUCAGACCUACAUUGUGACAUUGCCGGAGUCAUUGAGUAAGCUGUAUAACUUGCAGACCUUGAAGCUGGUUAGAUGUGCAAAUCUGAAAAUGCUUCCUGUUGGCAUGAAAGAUCUUGUAAAUUUGCGUCAUCUUGAUAUCAGAGGGACUAGUUUGCAUGAGAUGCCGAAAGGCAUGAGCAAAUUAAAAAAUUUGCAGUUCUUAAGUGAUUACGUUGUUGGGAAGCAUGAAGAGAACAAGAUCAAAGAAUUGGGAGCACUUGUCUAUCUACACAAAUCAAUUUGCAUUGACAAAUUGGAGAAUGUGGUGGACAGCACAGAAGCUUCGGAGGCAAGAAUGUUUGAUAAGGAUGGCAUUGAUUCUUUGAGCUUGAGUUGGUCAUCGGACAGAAACGAGAAUAUAAUUGAUUCCGAAAUAGAAAGAGAUAUACUGGACAAGUUACGACCUCACAGUAAUUUGAAAGAACUGGAAAUGUGGGGUUACAGGGGUACAACUUUUCCAAAUUGGUUGGGACAUUCUUCCUACCGCAACAUCACCAAAAUUACACUGGGCAAUCGAUCCGUCGGUGGUUUUAAGAAUUGUCGUAUGCUUCCUUCACUUGGACAGUUACCCUCUUUGAAGCACCUAUCAAUUUCAGAGUUUGAAAGACUGGAGAUUGUAGGUGCUGAGUUUUACUUCUGCCAGAAAGAUACAUGCUGUUUGGAGGCACCGACACCAUUUCCAAUGCUUGAAACUCUUUCGUUUACGUCAAUGCGUUGCUGGAAGGAAUGGCGUGCACUGGAGUACAAUGCAUUUCCUCGACUUAGGGAGCUUACCAUAAGCGAAUGUCCAAUGUUGAGAGGAGAUUUGCCGAAUCAUCUGCCAUCUUUGCAUUCACUUACUAUUAAGGAUUGCAGCAAUCUCAGUUGCUGUGUUCCAGAAGCUCCUGCGAUGACCUCUUUGAGCAUAGAAGGCGGCAAUAAAGUGAAAAUUGGGGAGCUACCUCCCUUACUGUGUCAUCUAUCAAUUUCAGGAAAGCAUCUAGCGGAUCCCGUGGUGGAGGCUAUUACGAAGACGCAACUGACUUGCCUCACAUAUUUAGAGAUCUCAAAUUGUUCCUCCCACAUCUGGUUUCCUGUGAGUGAUAUUCCCCCAUCACUCCAAAAGUUGAGGAUAUGGGGUUGCAGAAAACUAGAAUUCCAAGUGGAAGGCCAACACAACUCACUGCAGAAACUAUGGAUACGUAACAGCUGUGAUUCAGUUACAUCCUUCUCAUUGGAUGCCUUUCCAAAUGUCAAGGAAGUUUAUAUCAGGGAGUGUGAAAAGAUGGAGUCUAUUGUGGUGUCUCGUUCUCUUUCAUGUCUCCGUAUUUUGACUAUAGAGAGCUGUAGGAGUAUGAAAUCCAUGUCAACGCUAUGGAUGGCAGCACCUCAGCUAGAACAGCUUCAAAUACUGUGUUGCCCAGAGAUGGAUUUGUCUGCUACAGGAGAUCCACACCGUAGUAGCCUGAGAUUUCUUACCAUCAGCUACAGCGAGAAACUAGUGAGUAGUGCAGCAUUCAUGAAUUCCCAAUUUCAAGGACUUACUCAGCUUUCUAUUGGACGUGAAUGUGAGAAUGUGAAGUGUCUCCCAAAGGAAGGUUGGCUGCCUGCCUCCCUGGAGUCUCUCUUUCUGAUGGGGAUUGUAAGUGUGGAGACAUUGGAAUGCAAGGGACUUGCCCACCUCACCUCCCUCCAAGAAUUAUGUAUUUAUCAUUGUCCCAAGUUGGAGAACAUUGAGGGAGAAAAGCUGCCUGCCUCUCUAAUCAGACUCUACAUCACAGCAACCCCUUUACUGGGUAAACGCUGCGAGAUCAAGGAUCCACAGCUUAUCCAUGGACCCAACAAGAUAUCUUCUGCAGCUAUGGUUUUGCUUUUGAUGAUUAAUAAUGUUCUUGACAAGAUUCAAGGUGAGAGUGAAACUUUCUUCCAGAAAGCAAUUCAGCAACAAGGGAGAGCAGCAAUCAUGGACACAAUGCAAGAGAUUCAAGAGAGGCAUGACAAUUUGAAAUUAUCAAAUGAUUUCACUUUAACUAAGAACAAUUCAUAG
Arachis ipaensis is the source of this 3678-nucleotide messenger RNA. Lineage: Eukaryota; Viridiplantae; Streptophyta; Magnoliopsida; Fabales; Fabaceae. The record is from RefSeq and is a predicted model, not a curated record.